AUGACCUACAAGGCGAAUAUCACCAGUGGCGGCAGCGGGGCGGAGUUCUCCGACGCGCUGGCCCGACGCUACACGGAGCUGGUCGCCAACAGCACCAGCCAGUGGUUCGACAUCGUCAUGGACUACUACCGCGUGAUGGCCGACAUGAGCGUGUCGUUCGCGUACGCGGUCUCCUACGGGGCGGAAAACAGCGCUGUUAUCAGUUCCAACAUGAACGCGCUCAGCCUCCGCGCUCUGCGUGAUGUCAUCACCGAGGUCGACUCCACUUCAGCCAGUUUGGCCAUCGACCAUAGAGAGAACAAGCGAACUCUCCCCAUCUCCCUCUCCGUCGUCAUCAACCUCACCUUCACCAUCAGCAAGCAAGUCAUCAUCAACCUCGCCUUCACCAUCAGUGAGUGA
Molecule: messenger RNA, 399 nt
Organism: Acanthamoeba castellanii str. Neff
Lineage: Eukaryota; Discosea; Longamoebia; Acanthamoebidae
Exons: 2
Coding region: 1-399 (132 amino acids)
Source: RefSeq, a predicted model, not a curated record